UCAACCUACUAGCUUCCAAAUUCUUUUGUGCAAGUCCCUAUUUCGGUUAUUUCUUUUUUAGAUUGUGUUUUUAAGAAGUCAUAAUAUAUGAAAAUGGGGUUGUCAAAAAAAAAAAAAUAUAUGAAAAUGGGGAUUUUUGGUUUGAAACUGAAAUAGUUGAAGAAGUUAUAAUUAAAAAAAAGUAGCAGCAAUAUAAGUUGCAGAGAAGCGCAAAUGCAAUAAAUCAACGGAAGAGGGAGAGAAAAUGCUGUGCAUGAAUACAGCCUUACUGACUACUUAUCCUUCGAAGCUCAGAGUAUGGAAUUCAUCAGAGUUAUCAAUUCCAGAAAGAAGAACUCAUUUUCAUAACAACUCUUACUCAGAAAAUAAUCACGGCGAAGUCUCACUGGUGGGUUCGAAAAUUCCAUUGCCUGCUCACGUCAAAUCCAUUACCAGCACUUCAAACCCUUUUGUGAAGCACUGUCUCAAGCUCCGCCUCAGCUCCUCUUAUCGACAUACUUAUGGUUCUGUUCUCGUCGUUGGUGCCACCCCUAUCAGGGAGAUAUAUAAAUUUCAAGAGUCAUUACAUGAGAAAACUGUCAAAAUGGAUUGUUUACUUGUACUCGAUAAAGCUGAAAUACCUGACGAGAUAGGUGGCUUUUCUGCUCGUAUUGUGCGUGUGAGCAAUGCAGUGAUGAAAAAGCUUUCUGGGUUGCAAUCAACUGAAUCUAUACAAGUAAUUGGUCUCAUGAGCAUUCCUACCAGUUUCUUUAACUUAGAUGAUCAGCAACAAGAAGCAGGCUGUGAAAGAUGGUUCCCAGUUGCACAUAGGAUUCUGGUCCUUGACGGCAUCCAGGAUCCUGGAAAUCUUGGUACGUUGGUCAGAUCAGCCAUGGCCUUUAAAUGGGGUGGAAUUUUUCUACUUCCUGGCUGUUGUGAUCCAUUCAACGAUAAAGCAAUCCGGGCAAGCCGAGGAGCCUCAUUUCAGCUGCCUAUAGUUUGUGGCAGUUGGUUCCAUCUUGAAAACCUCAUAAGUGAAUUUCAAGCAAAAAUGCUAGCUGCACAUCCAGAUAGUCAUGAUAAAAGGAAACCAGUCUUCCAACUUUCUCAAAAACUUGCCGAUUCUUAUUCAAAUCUUCCGUUGUGCUUGGUUCUGGGUAGUGAAGGGGGUGGCCUAUCAGAGAAAUCUCGACAUGAGUGUGAGCUUGUGAGCAUUCCAAUGGCAGGACAGUUUGAGUCUCUCAAUGUUUCAGUUGCUGGUGGCAUUUUAUUGUACAUGCUGCAGCCCAGAAAUUAAAUUUUGGUCUCAUUCUUCAUAUGAAAAUUACAUUGUGGCAUAAUAUAAUAUGUGCAAACAAAACUCAAUCAGCAUUGGCAUAAUCUCAAGAUGAGGUGUCUUAAUUUUGUUUUUAUUGUACAUAAAAAACAUAUGUAUUUCGCUUCAGGUAUGUAGGACAUUAUGGUUUCUUGGUUUGAAAUAUAGCACAGGAUUCUUUUCUUGUAAA
Molecule: messenger RNA, 1484 nt
Organism: Cannabis sativa
Lineage: Eukaryota; Viridiplantae; Streptophyta; Magnoliopsida; Rosales; Cannabaceae
Exons: 4
Coding region: 245-1276 (343 amino acids)
Biological process (GO): RNA processing
Molecular function (GO): RNA binding; RNA methyltransferase activity
Source: RefSeq, a predicted model, not a curated record